Molecule: messenger RNA, 1041 nt
Organism: Ostertagia ostertagi
Lineage: Eukaryota; Metazoa; Nematoda; Chromadorea; Rhabditida; Trichostrongylidae
Source: the annotation of a GenBank genome assembly
GGCAUCUUUUUGGAUCUCAUCGAUUGCGAUCCAAUAUAUUUCCAAGCAGUGGAAGUUACUGCUGGUAACCGUCUCCUUUUUCAUGUUGUUUCAGAUGAUAGGGUGGCUUUGAAAAUAAUGAAACAGUUCAACCAGCAGAACUUACCUGGAGAGUGCAACUUUUUCCCAGUUAACAGAGUUGUCGGACCACCUCGAAAAGAAUAUCAGGAUGGGGAUGGACGUGCUAUUCUAGAUGUAUUCGAUUAUGAUGAGUAUUACGAUGCAGUGUUCCGUAACGUCUUUGCUGGUACUGCUAUUGUUCGUGAUCUCCAUCUUGGUGCUCGUUUCGCGAGAAGUGAAGGGUUUGAUUGCGUAACGCUAGAUGGAGACCAGAUAUCCAAGCGAGGUGCACUUACUGGAGGUUAUAUCGACACGAAAAGGUCGAAGUUGGAGCUGCAUAAAAGCAUCAGAGGACAAAAGGCGAAUCGUGAUCAGUUGCAGGUAACACUAAACGAGAUCCAACGAAAGGUGAAUGAGAAGAUGAGCGCUGUUGAGAAGUUACAAAUGGAAAUCGACAAGGCUGACAACGACAUGCGAGUGUACAAGCAACAGCAUCGUAAUCUCACUGAAAAGAAGCGGUAUGCCAGCGAGCAACUGCAUGCGAUGGGGCGAAACCGUGAGCCUAAGAAAGCUCAGCUACUAAAUCUGCGAAAUCGAGUACGCGAACUGCGUGCACAGUUGGAAGGCUACGAAAGUCAAAUUGGAUCUGAAUUUCUGUCCCAGAUCAGCAAAUCGGAGCAGUUGGAGUGCGAACGAUUACAGGAACAACAGAAAGACUUGGAAGCGCAAUUGGCCGACUUCUCUAAGCAAGCGGAUAUAAUAUUUACAAAGCAGAGUACGCUGCAAAGUAAGCGAGAGGAAAAUGUAAAGAAGAUUCGUGAACUUGGUUCGUUACCGACGGAUGCUUUUUCGAAAUAUCAAGGAAUGAGCACAAAGCAGUUGGACAAGAAAUUAGCUGAAUGUAUGCAUGAGCUGAAGAAAUACGAAAAUGUUAACAAGAAG